AUGGGUGCAGACGAGGUACCGCUAGACGAUAAAGCAAAGAGAAUGAGAGAACUCCUGUCCAGUUUCUACUCUCCAGGCCCUCCAAUGUCGCCCAACUCCAGAAACAUCUCCAAAUACGCUUCGCUCGACGACAUUAACUCCACCUCCUUCGAUCCUGGUCAAUACAUGAAUCUCGUGGCACAAAAGUCGAAUUUGGAAGGACUACUCCAGAGGCACGUUGACUUGGCCGCUGAAAUAAAGAAUCUUGACACUGAUUUGCAAAUGUUAGUCUACGAGAAUUACAAUAAAUUUAUCAGCGCUACCGAUGCCAUCAAGAGGAUGAAAAGUAACAUUUCAGGGAUGGAGGCAAACAUGGAACAUCUUCUUGAGAAGAUAUUAUCUGUACAGUCAAGAAGUGACAGUGUUAACACUUCUCUAUUUGAGAAGAGGGAGCAUAUUGAGAAACUGCAUCUCACGUGCAAUCUCCUUCGUAAGGUUCAGUUCAUAUAUGAUCUACCCGACAGACUUAGAAAGUGCAUUAAAUCAGAGACCUAUGCAGAUGCAGUCAGGUUUUACAACGGAGCAAUGCCAAUUUUUAAGGAUUAUGGGGACACAUCAUUUCAGGAUUGUAGGAGAGCCUCUGAAGAAGCGAUAUCUAUUAUUGUGAAAAAAUUGCAGGGAAAGCUAUUUUCAGACAGUGAGUCAAUGCAAGCAAGAGCUGAAGCUGCAGUGCUCCUUAAGCAGUUGAAUUUUCCAGUGUCAGACUUGAAGGUAAAGCUACUUGGUAAGUUGGAACAAUCUCUUGCAGAUAUCGAGCUGAAACCUAAAGAAACAAAUAAUGCUUCUCUGGAUCCUUCAGCCUUUUCCUCAGUUCAUGAGACUACCAUUCAUGAAUUUGUGGAGGCAAUUCGCGCUUUUCAAGUAAUAUUUCCUGAUUCAGAAGAGCAAUUGGUGAUACUUGCUCGAGACCUGAUUACCAAGCACUUCCUAAUUACUGAAGAAUACGUGAAGAAACCAAUUUGUGCAGCAGAUUUGCUUGGGCUUCUUCGAGUUAUUUGGAACGAUGUGCUCCAGAUGGAUGAAGUCCUACAGGAAGCAGAUCUCUCUAACUAUUCUCAUGAGGCUGCCAAAGUUGCCAUCAGGUUGUUUGUUAGCAGCACAUUUGCUCAUCUUCUGCAAGACGUCUCAGAUUCCCUCUUGAAGGUUCUGAAAAAAGAUGGAGCAGAGUACUCUCUGGAAGAUGCUUUAGAUGCUAGCUCAAAAGCUGUUCUUGAAGGCAGUAGGAAUAUCUUACUUGACUUCUGCAAAGUUCUAGAUGACGACUUGGGCCUCUUAGCUAGACUAAGGGAGUUAAUUGUUGAUUUGGUUAAAGAAGGGUUUCUAGACUUUUUCAGGCAACUUGAGGAUCAGUUCAAUUUAUUAUCAGAAAGCAAUAAUUCUUCAGCCAUUCAAGAUCAUAGUUUGACUCAGGGAGCUCAAGGUGACAAAGCUUCUGCUGGUCUUGUCCUGGUGCUAGCACAACUUUCUGCUUUUAUCGAACAAACUGCUAUUGAAAAAAUUAUGGUGGAAUUAGCAGUUUCCUUUUCUCGUUGUGGUGCUAGAGGCCAUGACCAUGGACCUGCAUUUAUUGCCGGGGAAAUUUGUCAAAAAUUUCGGUCAGCUAGUGAAAAAUUCCUGCACCUGUACAUAAAUAUGAGAACUCUAAGGAUUUCACUUCUCUUGAAGAAGCGGUUUACCACGCCUAAUUGGGUGAAGCAUAAGGAGCCUAGAGAGGUUCAUAUGGUUGUGGAUUUAUUUCUUCAAGAGCUGGAAUUUAUCGACAAUGAAGUGAAGCAGCUUUUCCCUCAAGGCAAUCGCAAACAUCGUGGGGCUGGGAGUAAUGGAAGUAGUAGCUCAUCAAGGAGCAAUGCCUUGCGGGAGGAUAAAUUAAUUCGGUCAAAUACCCAGAGGGCAAGAAGCCAGCUUUUGGAAACACAUCUGGCGAAACUAUUUAAACAGAAAGUUGAAAUUUUCUCUAAAGUAGAAUAUACACAGGGAUCCGUUAUUACCACCAUAGUUAAACUGUGCCUUAAAAGUCUGCAGGAAUUUGUCCGACUCCAAACUUUUAACCGGAGUGGAUUUCAGCAAAUUCAGUUAGAUACCCAGUUCUUAAGGACUCCUUUAAGAGAAGUUGUUGAAGAUGAAGCUGCUAUGGACUUCUUGCUUGAUGAGGUUAUUGUUGCUGCUGCAGAGCGGUGUCUUGAUCCGAUACCUCUGGAGCCUCCGAUUUUGGACAAACUCAUACAAUCGAAGUUGGCAAAAAAAACUUGAGAGCUGAACUGAAAUCCUGCCCCACACGUUUUUUAUAGUAGGCGAGGCAGAGUUCAAUUUUGAUCGUUCUAUAUCUACUACGUAUGCCAUAUUUCCCUUGGAUUAUUUUUUAUGACAUGGACAAUAUAAGGUUGAGGUCAAGAGAAGCAGCAUUCGCAGCAGUUGUUCUGGUGGCAUCCUCUCUGUUGGAAUAAUUCAUUCAUUCAUUCAUUAAACAUUCU
Molecule: messenger RNA, 2510 nt
Organism: Neltuma alba
Lineage: Eukaryota; Viridiplantae; Streptophyta; Magnoliopsida; Fabales; Fabaceae
Product: vacuolar protein sorting-associated protein 51 homolog
Exons: 20
Coding region: 1-2289 (762 amino acids)
Biological process (GO): lysosomal transport; endocytic recycling; Golgi organization
Cellular component (GO): EARP complex; GARP complex; membrane
Source: RefSeq, a predicted model, not a curated record